Messenger RNA from Myodes glareolus (Bank vole), 2402 nucleotides. It is a transcript of the gene Tnfsf8, whose product is annotated as TNF superfamily member 8. Gene Ontology annotation, biological process: immune response; CD8-positive, alpha-beta T cell differentiation. Gene Ontology annotation, molecular function: tumor necrosis factor receptor binding. Gene Ontology annotation, cellular component: membrane. The record is from RefSeq and is a predicted model, not a curated record. Lineage: Eukaryota; Metazoa; Chordata; Mammalia; Rodentia; Cricetidae.
GCUACAAUUUCUCUGCACUCAAAUUAAUCCUGGGCAAUGAAAAAUGAACCUCUCCCCCACCCUUGCAUCCACCCUUCGCUUCACGCCCCCAGAGAAGAGCUCCUCUGUCCGGCAACUGGUGAAGGCUUUUUUCCAAAUCACAUGAUCCAGGAUGCAGGGGGAAAAUCCUUCUUGGAACAGAGCUGAGGGCAGAAUCGAAUCAGAUGAGGAGAGAUAAGGUGUGAUGUGGGGCAGACUAUAUAAAGCAUGGAGCCAGGGCUGCAGCAAACAAGCAGCUGUGGGGCCCUGUCCCCUGCCCCAGCCAUGCAGAUGCCACCCGACUCGGUGGCCAGCGCCUGGAGAAGCACGAGGUCCUGGAGAAGCACAAGCCACAGAUACUUCUACCUCAGCACUGUCGCACUGGUGUGCCUCGUUGUGGCAAUGGCCAUCAUACUGGUCCUGGUAGUCGAGAAGAAGGACUCCACUCCCAGAACAACUGAGAAGGUUCCCCUGAAAGGAGGAAACUGCUCGGAAGACCUCCUAUGUACCCUGAAAAGAAGUCCUUUCAAGAAGUCAUGGGCCUACCUUAAAGUGUCAAAACAGCUCAACAGUACCAAACUGUCAUGGAACCAAGAUGGCCACAUUCAUGGAGUCGGAUACCAGGAUGGGAGCCUGGUAGUCCAGUACCCAGGCUGGUACUUCAUUAUUUGUCAACUACAAUUCUUCGUGCAAUGCUCCAAUCAUUCUGUGGACCUGACAUUGCAGCUUCUCAUCAAUACCACGGUCAAGAAACAGGCCCUGGUAACAGUGUGCAAGUCUGGAAUUCAGACCAAGAACAUCUACCAGAAUCUCUCUCAGUUCUUGCUGCAUUACUUACACAUCAACUCCACCGUAUCAGUCAUGGUGGAGAAUUUCCAGUACGUGGACACAAACACUUUUCCUCUUGAAAAUGUGCUGUCCAUCUUCUUAUACAGUAAUUCAGACUGAAUAGUCACUCUGGGCCUUUAGGUAGAAAAACACUGUCUGCCAAACAGCACUUCAUCUGUCCAAAUGUGGGAAACAAGAGAAUGUUAGUGCAACUGAAACUAAGUGUAUGAAUUAAUGUACUCUCCUUCUGUCCUUUGGAAAUACACAACCUUGAAACGUGAAGUCCCUUUCAGAUGGAGAGUAAGGAAGGGAUAUAGUGUGUGGACAGACACUCACGUGGGCACUAGAAAAAGUCCAGUAGCCCCAGUCUAACCACUAAUUCAUUGUUUGAUCUUGAACCUUUUUUUCCUCCCCCUGAAACUCAGGGUCUGAAUCUGAAAGGAUCGGAGGUGGGAUUUGUGUCUCCCCAGUGUUUCCUUCAUCUCAGAAGAUGAAACUUGUGAGCCGAGGUUCCAGAUAGAGUUCUGGAAGGUCCUAAACAGAGACAGGCCCCACAUGUCAUGAUGAAACUGAUACCACCAGGAGCGUCUCUCUGCUCAUCAUCUCAGCAGGGCCCAGGGACUUCCAUGCUGCUUGUAGAAUGAUACUCUAUGAGCUUGGAACGCCAAGGUGAUGCUGUGUCUUAUCUAGGGAGGACCUGCUGACAUCUCCCGGGAUGUGCAUGUAGCAUUCCCUGCUUCAAACACCUUUUAGUCCAUUCUUCCUGCGGCUUUUAAGUCCCCAAGAAAGUUGUUGACAGACAAUGAGUAUUGUGAAAAAGAGGAGUCCUUCAGGACAACAAACAGCAAGAGCCUCUCCUGACCUGAGAUGCCACUCAGUUCCCAAGUCUGAUCAGGCUUAAGAUUUUUGCAUCAUUGUGGGGGACAGACUUUGACAAAUCAUUUGAAUUGAUGUGGGAGCCCCUAGGAGGUACACUUUAGCAAAGAAAGCAAGUCCUGUUUGUCCUGUAUGAAAGGAUAGAGUAAAAUAUGAAUUUCUCUGAAGUAAAAGAGAAGGAGAAAGUUUUUAACAGAAAGCCUAAGAAAGAUCUAAAAGGAUAAGAAGAUAACUCAGCUGUUUGAUAUGUGAGUAGAACACAAGAAAACAAAACAGAAAGGAAGACUGCCUACAAAUCUCCUCUCUGCUCCCAUCCACAGGUAUUGGACAAGGAAUUGCAUUGUACAGGUCAAAAAGAAUCAAGUGUUGUGGACACAGUGCUGGAGAAUAGGGAGACCUGCAGUGUCUGUGCUGGACGCAAAUGUGGGGCAAGUGAAUCUUAGAUUAAGUCAACUAGAAAGAACCUUGUAGAAAAAGCACAUGUAACCUAUGUAAGAACUAAACAAAUGUUCUACCCUCUCAGAUUCUGAGUCAAGAAAGAUUCCAUUUUUGUUUUUCAUAGACUAUCCUCUGGGCAGAAGUACCUGACCUUUGCACUAUAGUUUGAUCUGUUUCUAAUUGCAGUCUCUAUAAAGGUUCAGAAAGGAGGGCACUUCAGUUAAAAGAAAAAGUGAAAUUUA